This is a messenger RNA of Astyanax mexicanus (Mexican tetra), 3072 nucleotides long. Its product is annotated as cyclin-dependent kinase 5 activator 1-like. Gene Ontology annotation, cellular component: protein kinase 5 complex; cytoplasm. Gene Ontology annotation, biological process: positive regulation of cyclin-dependent protein serine/threonine kinase activity; brain development; activation of protein kinase activity. NCBI's taxonomy places the organism in Eukaryota, Metazoa, Chordata, Actinopteri, Characiformes, Acestrorhamphidae. The transcript has 2 exons. Gene Ontology annotation, molecular function: cyclin-dependent protein serine/threonine kinase activator activity; protein kinase binding. The record is from RefSeq and is a predicted model, not a curated record. Bases 603 to 1229 code for a protein of 208 amino acids.
AUUCUAUUAAAAUAAUAAUCAUAUAAUAAUAAUAAUGAUAAUAAUAACAACAAUAAUAUAUAAGACUUUUAUUCUAGUAAAUUAAAGCUGCUGUUUGUGUUGAAAGUAAACAGUGGGAGAACUCUAUGGUCACCAUGGCAGCGCUAUUAAAGCAGCUGUGCUUCUGUAUCUGAUCAGACCAGUGCUUUACUGAACUGGAGAACCCACUGUGAUUUACUGCUCUCUAAACCCAGCUCUUCAACUCACCUCUACACCUUCACCAGCGGCUCUACUGUGAGUCGCUGGUGAUCCACACAACACCGUUCCAUUUUAACUGACCUUCAUCCAGAUACAGUUCCAUUUCAUCCAGAUCUACACCAACAGGUUUAUCCACUUUCUACACCACACACUUUCUACACCACACACUUUCUACACCACACACUUUCUACACUACACACAUUCUACACCACACACUUUCUACACCACACACUUUAUACAUCACACACUUUCUACACUACACACUUUCUACACCACACACUUUCUACACCACACACUUUCUACACCACACACUUUCUACACCACACACUCCAUUCACAUUCACUUUUACCACUUUCAUCAUCAACAUGGCCAGCUCAUCGGUUCAGCAUCUCAUCCAUGGAGAAGAGGAGAAGAAGACCCAGGGAAGGAAGAGGCCCAGGUCUCAGCAGACACAUGUUCCUGCAUCUCCUGAAGAACCGGCAGCGAAGAGGAGGAAGAUUUUCACUGUUGCUCUUACGCACAGGAUGUCCAUCAGGAAUGUCUUUUGUCCCAGGCUGCUGUCUUUGGUGGGAGAGUUUUUGUGUCGCCGCUGUCGACUCAUCAAGGGUCUUUCUCCAAAUGUUCCACCGCUCUGGGUACACAAAGUGGACAUGGCGCUGACCGUGGCCAGGGCUCAGCAGGAGUCCUUCAUCUGCUCAGGCGCCGUGGUCUUUCUGUACAUGUUGUGCCGCGACACUGUCUCAGCGGAGGUGGCCAGCGUUGAGGAACUGCGUGCGGUUUUGCUCACCUGCCUGUAUGUAUCAUGUUCAUACAUUGGCCCUGAGGUAGGCUACCCAGCAAGGCAUUUCAUCAGGGAGGUCAACAGGCAGGCAUUUUGGAAGCGCACCUUGAACAUCACCACGCGCAUGAGCCAGAAGAUGCUGCAGAUUAACAUCUCGCCAUCGGUCUUCACCCAGGUCAUUUCUGACCUGAAGAACAGGACGGACCAUUGAAGGAUCGGACUAAAAAAAAAACUAAUUCUAACUUUAAUAUUUAUAUUUUACUAUCAAGUCGCUUAUUAGAAAACACAUUUUACUAUUAAAUAAUUUCUGUUACUACUAGGAAUAAAGGCAACAAGCGUAACAUAGUAUUAGGCAAGAAAACUAAACAAAUAAAAACUAAAAUAAGAGCAAAACGAGUAGGUUACACCAUCAAAUACAAACAAAAUAGUGAGACCAACAAAAAAUUAUUAUAAGUAGAUCCAAAAUAAAACACUUUUUCAUGACGCUUGGACAGAACCGGACUAGACUUGGGAAACUACAAAGAAAUGGACAAACUGGACAGAUGGCAGGGCAGGAAACGUCCAAACACAUUCAGCGGUCCAGUGAAGUGUCCUUAUAGGGACAGUUCAUAAAGCUGCAGUGUCUGGCUUCACGUGUUUUGGAGGCAGCACAUGAUAGCCUUCACUGCUCCAGCUUGGGGGCAGCGUAUGUGGUGGAAGAGGAACUGCUGAUGCAGGAAAGCGGGCUUAUGGACUAGGAGGAAGACUGAUUGACACAGGGAGGCUCCAAGAUCAAAACAGGGACGGUAACAUAGAUAGAAACAUGGACAGUGACGAGAUAGACUGGAUACUAGAAGUGGACGUCACCUGAGGACAAGACACACAGACAGGAUAAACAAUGGCUAUAUAUAUAUAUAUAUAUAUAUAUAUAUAUAUAUAUAUAUAUAUAUAUAUUAUUUUAUUAUAUUUAGUUGUGCUAUCCCGUGUCGACCAGAGGAGGACUGGUUCCCCUUUUGAGUCUUGGUUCCUCUCGAGGUUUCUUCCUCCUGAUCUGAGGGAGUUUUCCUUGCUACUGUCGCCAUUGGCUUGCUCAAAAGGGGCUUGGACACGGAAUAAGCUAUUUAGGUUUAUUUAAAUUAAAAUUAAUAUUAGUCCUGAUCAGUAUGAAAAUGUCAGGGACAAUAAGAACUUUCAGUAAUCAAAAACAUUUGCUAGUAUAAUUUUAUGAUUUAUGUUAAAUUUUAAUUUUAUACUUCAAUACUGAAGUGCAGAGCACCUUUAUGACCAAUAUGGUUGCCAGUUUUAAUUGUCACUUUAAUGAACUCGAAUAAAUAAUCCUAAAUAAUAUUAUUUAGUUUUAUUUAGUUGAACAAAUGUUCAUGAAUAUUUAUAUACAUUAAUAAUAAUUGUUAUAUUAAAAUAACAUUUUCAUUAAAUACUCAAUAUUAAACAAUAUUACAUUUUAAAAGGUCUAGGCAAAACAACUAAGCUUAAAAGUAACUUAUUUUCUUAUAUCUAAUAAAAAAGCACUAUAUAUUUACUUAGUAGAAAAUUAAUGAACUGAAAGAUUACUAAAAGCAAAGAUUAUCAAAUAAAAACAUCUGUAAAAUAGAUGUAGAUAUGUGCUUAUUGUACAAUACAGAACUAGUUCUGUAUUGUACAAUACAGUAAAUACAAUACAGUAAAUACAAGUAAAUUUAUUAGGUUUAUUAGAGCACAGGUUAAACACAGGUUAAUGCAGAGAAAGGGGAGGAGCCUGAGCAGGUAAAUCUCACCACCCUUCUUCUUCAUGAGAUACUGAGGGUCACAGCUGUCUUAGAGUUUGAUCUAUCAUCAUCAGAUCCACAGUUCAGAAACAGCAAUACUACAGUCACCCACACCCAGAAGAAGUGCAGCAGAGUUCUUCUCAUGGCAGCUGAAGUGAAGAGCUGUAUCUCCUAAACCUUCCUGUGUUAUAGAGUAACAUUUAUCUAUCAAAUGUUUGACCUCUGUCAAAAAAACUUAAUAAAUUUUAACAUCAGUUAAACCUAAAACUGCUUGUGUGGCCUCUGUUUAUUUAUUAUAUAACUACAUUC